Molecule: messenger RNA, 857 nt
Organism: Cydia fagiglandana
Lineage: Eukaryota; Metazoa; Arthropoda; Insecta; Lepidoptera; Tortricidae
Exons: 3
Coding region: 114-857 (247 amino acids)
Source: RefSeq, a predicted model, not a curated record
GUAGCUGCGUUGCACAUUGCACAAUAGUCCAGGGUUUUAUUAUAACCAUUCGUUUUAUUUCGACUCGUAAACACGAGCGAAAUUACUUCCACAGUACGAAACACGUCUCUGAUAUGCAUCUCCUAUUUUAUUAUACAAUUGUACUGGGUUCCUUGUUGCCAUCAAAAACGGCGCUUAUCAACGUCACCAACUUAAACGUCACAAAUGUAAACGAAACACAUACAAUAGAAACAGUAGAAGAAAUCGAUCAUAAAAACGAGACGGCAAUACAAAUCGAAAUACUGCAGAAAGAAAAAGACGAUCUAUACAUCAAAAUUAAUAAAGCUAUCGACGAAGCUAUACCAGAACUCGAGAAAAGUAAUGACACUGACGCAAUCGCUGGUCUAGCAGAUUUGAAAAUUUUGAAAAAUCAGAUAAAAGAAAUACACGAAGCCAGUGAUAGUGAUGAUGAUACAAAGUCCAGGGAUGGUAAUACUGAUUUCAGGCGAAAGAUAUCAUUAAGAUUUGGUAAUAAUAUAGGGAUUAUAGGGAAAGAUGAUUGGUUAAGAAAGCAGAAGAAAAACGAGUUUUACGAAAAAUUGUUAAAGAGUAAAGAUACGAAGUAUACUAGUAUACCGCGGGUCUUGGACCGGCAGAGGAUAGCGCAGCAGAUACAGAUGUGGCUGCUCAAACAACAGGAGGAAAAGAAGAAGAAAAGGGAAAUGCAACUAAAGUUCAAAAUGGCCUACGAGCGCUGCCCCGACUUCGGACGUGGCAAAGACAAGAAGAAAAAAGGCUCGAGCAGCAAGUUCCGCAAGGCCAACUAUUUCCCUUGCUGCAGAAAGUGUUGCAAGAAGUCAUACCUCGGCUGCUUAUAA